UCCCUCCCUCCCUGGCUCAGGAGCUCGGGGUUUUGCGCUAGCGAGAGAUGAAAUGUGCUGUGCUUGAAUUGUAUUCGAGGUUUUAAUCGAGGCGUAUCUUUAUUUUUUUUUUAUUCUGGUCGACGCGCACAGGGAACGUGAACGCAAACACGUUCAUGCGUUUUUUUUUAAGACGCGCCGGAUUAAAUGUUGAAAUCAAUGUUUUAAAGUUGCACACACUUAGUCGCUCGACUGCGGAAGGGCCUGUGUGUGUGUGUGUGUGUGUGUGUGGAGAGUUUGUUUCUCCUCUUCCCCUCCCCCAUCAAUUACUGUGCUUGUGGAGACUCCGAGGCCAAAGACAUGAAUGCAGUGAAUGUGGGUCUCACUUCAAAGCGACUGGGAGCUGGGAGGGGAGCGCAGGGAGUGCUGUAAUGUCGUCGGGGAACAGAGCAACAAAGUAUCGGGAGUCUUUUAAGGAAAUAAAAUAAUAAUAGUAAUAACCCUCCUACCACCAGACGCACUGUGUGUCUGUCUGUAUCUCACUCGCUCUGGAGCUGGAGUCGUGUUUUCAUAUUAACGCGUCCGCGUUCACGUCACUUUACACGCGAAACAAGAAUCCAAAAAAGAAUCAUAUCAAGUUAACGAGCUAGCUAGCUAACCGUGUUAGCCGGUUAGCCACAUUAGCAGCCUCGGCUAAGAGCUCGAAUGCUUGUAGUAGUUUGAGAGAUAGCAAGCUGGUCUGUUUUUUCCAUUUCCCCCUUUUCUUUCUUUAAAAAAAAUAAAUGAUAAUAAAAAAAAAAUAAUAAACCCGCGUUACCCAAGCUAUAACCAACAGAACCGUUGAAAUAACUCCUGAGAUGAAGCUAGCUUGUUUUGUUUGUUGCUAAUUUAGCUAGCAGUCUGGCUAGUUUCGCACCUGAAAUUCAAACACGUAUUGUUUGGACAGUUAUAAUACUAUAAUCUAACCGUCCACCUUAAAUUUCUAUAUGAAUACUGUACAACAGAUAGAAAAAAUAUUAUAAUAAUAACACGCCAUUUUGUUGGGAUUCUGGUGCUCUGUGUGUAAGGCUAGUUCAUUUGAAGCUUUUUUUUUUGGUCCCAGGAAGUUUUAUUCUCUGCCUUGAUAUGAUCAGGUCUUCUCAGCUUGCAGGUAGUGCUGCAGUAGUUUUGAAAAGUGGUAGAUCUUGAAAGGAAAGGAAAGUGUACCUAGUAGUUGCAUAUCAGAUAGAGCUCUUUGAACCCAAGCUUCAGAGAUCAGAUACGGAUCUAACCAUCGUGAGGUGUCUGAAGACUGGUUUAAAACUUCAAAUAGUCUUUUUUUUUUGUUGUUUUACAAAGCAAGGAGCAACUUCAGGAUGAUCACAAUUGGAGCAGUUUAUGACAAGGAACUUAAGGAGUGUCAGUGUGUGUGAUUUCUCUGUAUCUAAUCUUCCCCAAGUGUAACAGUUUUGAUAUAAGAACACCACUUCUUUGAGGUGUGAACCUUAAAUAACUACAUCUGUAAUCUAGACUAUCGCUCACACAUUGUUGUGUUCUGAUUGGUCUGGAUGUUGCCACGUUACACAAAAAAGGUAAUCCCUGUUUACAGGCUGCUGGAGACAAGAAACCGGGUUCAAGGAGGAAUUAUUUCACAGUGGCAUUAGAGGAAGUCUGGAUCUGAUCGUUCCGGAGCGUGGGCUGAGCUGGGAACGGGUGGUGCGUGGACGUAGUAAGGAUGAGUGUGAAAGAGAAGGCUUACCUGGCGGACAUUGGGGGCAGCUUCACUGAGGAUGCGCCCCGUCCCCCGGUCCCGGGUGAGGAGGGUGAGCUGGUGUCUGGUGAUGUGCGCCCGUACAGCUUGGGCUUCUACUCCAUCAAGAGCGAGAGCCUAAGGUGUGAGGCCUCCAUAGCCACGCCGAGACGACCCGACCUGGACCUGGGCUAUGAGCCCGAGGGCAGCGCGUCACCCACACCACCCUAUCUGAAAUGGGCAGAGUCGCUGCAUUCACUGCUGGACGACCAGGAUGGAAUCCACUUGUUUCGCACCUUCCUCAAGCAGGAGGACUGCGCCGACGUGCUGGAUUUCUGGUUCGCCUGCAGCGGCUUCCGUAAGCAGGACAACGGUGAGGGGAACGAGGAGAAGAAGCUGAAGCUGGCCAAGGCCAUCUACAAGAAGUACAUCCUGGACAGCAACGGGAUUGUGUCGCGCCAGAUCAAGCCGGCCACCAAGAGCUUCAUCAAGGACUGUGUAAUGAAGCUGCACAUCGAUCCCGCCAUGUUCGACCAGGCCCAGACGGAGAUUCAGGCCGUGAUGGAGGAGAACACGUAUCCUUUGUUCCUCAAAUCUGACAUUUAUUUGGAAUACACCAGGACAGGCGGUGAGAGCCCCAAGCUGUACAGCGAUCAAAGCUCGGUAUCGGGGAACGGCAAGGUGCUACCCGGAUACUUACCGACGCUGAACGAGGAUGAAGAGUGGAGGUGCGAGCAAGAGACAGAGGAAAACAGCGAGAGCGACCCGACUCCCAGCAAGCGGCUCACCCAGAAGCUUCUCUUGGAGACGGCACCUCAACGGGCAACUAACGGCAAGAGAUACCAGGACAGCCGUGAGUACAGACACGGGCCGUGGAGGGAGCCGUUCAACCCUUACUACGUCAACACCGGCUAUGCGAUGGCACCCGCCACCAGUGCCAAUGACAGCGAGCAGCAGAGCAUGUCCAGUGACGCAGACACCCUCUCCCUAACAGACAGCAGUGUAGACGGAGUCCCUCCCUAUAGAUACCGUAAACAGUCUCGACGUGAAAUGCACGAAAGUGCCAAAGCUAACGGGCGAGUGCCACUACCUCAUAUUCCUCGCACAAACCGGAUGCCAAAGGAUAUCCACGUGGAGCCAGAGAAGUUUGCGGCAGAACUAAUUAGCCGGCUAGAGGCGGUCCUGAGAGAGCGCGAGGCCCAGGAGAAACUAGAAGAGCGCCUCAAGAGGGUGCGGCUGGAGGAAGAAGGAGAUGAUGCGGAUGUGUCCACAGCGCCUUCUUUGGCUAGCCACAGGUUGCCCCCUGCUGUGCAUGUGCAGCACUACACGGCACGCUACUCAGACACGGCCUACAGUGGGUUGGGGCUGCGCGAUGCGCACGAGGAGAACCCCGAGAGCAUCCUGGACGAGCACGUACAGCGAGUCAUGAAGACGCCUGGCUGCCAGUCACCCAAGUCUCGGUCACCUGAUGGCCUUCCUGCCACCAAGAUUCCUGGGCAUAUUGCCCCGCUGCCCAGUGGCCAAGGAAAACACCAAGCAAGGCUGGGACCCAAGGGUGAGCUGGGACAUGUUUACCACCACAAACAUACACAUCACACACACCACGCUGAAGGAGAAGGCAUGAGGCCGUGGAACGUGGAGCAGCACCAUUAUGGCUCCAAGACGAGGAAUUACUCCGAUGGCACCAGCGCAGUGGAACCCAUUGGAUAUAGCAGUAAAGGCGCCACGCUGUCAAAACGGCCGUACAAGAAAGGCGAGGACAUGCGGAACUUUGAGAUGCGAGAAACUGCUCCAGAAGAGUUGGACCGAAACCAGAAGAUCCUGCAGUGGAUGAUGGAGGGAGAGAAGGAGGCAGGGCGCUACAAGAAGAGCCCCUAUGGGAGCCUCUCGGGCUCUAAGAAGGCGCAAGGUCACGAGUCGGGCAGGCCGAGCUCAGUAGAGCGGCCGGGGGCCGUGCACCCGUGGGUGAGUGCGCAGCUCCGCAACAACGUGCUGCCCUCACACCCCUUCAUCCAGGAUCCCACCAUGCCCCCGAACCCAGCACCUAACCCCCUUACACAGCUGGAAGAGGCCCGCAGACGACUUGAAGAGGAAAAGAAAAAGUCCGGAACCCUGCAGACCAAACAGAGACACAAAGGCAUGAAAAAGCAACAGUGUGAGAACAUUAUUGUGGCGUAUUACUUCUGUGGCGAGCCCAUCCCAUACAGAACCUCGGUCAAAGGAAGGAUCGUCACUCUGGGACAGUUCAAGGAGCUGCUUACCAAGAAAGGGAGUUAUAGGUAUUAUUUCAAGAAAGUGAGCGAUGAGUUUGACUGUGGUGUGGUGUUUGAGGAGAUACGUGAGGACGACGCUAUUCUUCCCAUCUUCGAGGAGAAGAUCAUCGGCAAAGUGGAGAAGAUCGACUGAAGAUGAGGGAGGAUGAGGAGGAGGAGGCGGCAGCGCAGAGAGAUAGCAUGGCCUUUUAGGAGGAUCUACUUAGCAGCCAGUAAGGGAAGGGAGCUUGGAGGAGGUGCUGAUAGAUGGUACUGAGUAUGUGUGGAGGGUGGGAGAGGGUUGAGGGGUGAGUGAAUGAGAGAGAGAGUAGGGGAGAGUGGAAGCACUGUGGGAUGUAUGCUAUUGACUCAAAGGCUUCUACCUCUGCAUUAGAGCCUUCUCUGGUUCCCCACAAGGGCCCUGUGCUAUUGGUCACCGUGGUAUGCAGCCUUUGGACUUCAGGACAAGGCAGCACACUCUCACCAUUUUGGUGUAUUUCUAACUUUGAAAUGUAAUGUAGCAGUGUAAAGUUUGGCUAGAAAAAAAAAAAAGACUUGCUAAGAAAUGUUUACUAAAGCUGCAUAUUUUUGAUACAACAUAUCAGAAGGAAGGUAUCCUUUCUAAUGUAACAUCCUCUUGUAAUUUUAUAUGUACCGGUACCAUGUGUACAGUCUGUUUAAAACAACAGAGAAAAAAAAAAAGGAAAAAAAAAAGGUUUUAUAACUAUUUAAAUAUUUAAAAGGAAUAAACCUAUUGGUAUGAUUUUAACGUUUUUGGCAGAUCCAGUUUGAGAUGAUCGUAGCUCACAAGGCCCUUUUCGCGCAGGUGGCUAGAUGAAAACCAGGAACCGUAGUCCACGCUCUGUUAAAUGCUUUUUUUUUUUUUUUCUUUCUUUAUUUUAAAAAAAAAAAAACUUUUCAACCCGAUCUUAAGCGUUCUCCACUCAGUGACACCAGGUCGUGCUGCACUUUCUCUGAGGGGAGUGGAUGGUAGCUUACUUAAAAGACGUCGUUGAACGAUCAUGCCUUUUCGUUGAGGGGUCAGGAGGCGGUGUCAGACCCAGGAUUUGUAUGUGAGCAAUUCAAUGGUCUAUUUAUCUACAGCUGCUUC
This is a messenger RNA of Ictalurus furcatus (blue catfish), 5071 nucleotides long. RefSeq names its product axin 1 (gene axin1). The record is from RefSeq and is a predicted model, not a curated record. Gene Ontology annotation, biological process: negative regulation of canonical Wnt signaling pathway. NCBI's taxonomy places the organism in Eukaryota, Metazoa, Chordata, Actinopteri, Siluriformes, Ictaluridae. The transcript is spliced from 10 exons. Bases 1694 to 4114 code for a protein of 806 amino acids.